CUGUAGUAGGUAGCCUAGACGUUCUGGCUCACAAGCACACUUGUGCGCACUGUUGACAGGUCUAUCUUUCUGUGGCAUCCUACUCACUCCCUCAGUGCCAUAACAACCGAAGGCAUUAGCAUGGUUCAAUAAAACAUCCGGGUUUAGAUUAUGUGCUUCAGUUGUAUGGGGCGUAGCGAGAGCAGGUUGUAUUUUGAGGGACUACGGUGACUAGGCUACUGUGCUCGUCUUGUCUGGUGGAGGGUGACAUAGCCUAAACAGGGUUACCCCUGCACAAUUUAGGCUAUUUAUGUCAACUGUUUAAGUCGUGAUCUUAAACGAAUGAUACAGAGAAGUCGCGUGGUCCCGUUUGGUGCCUGCUGAUAGAGUGAGAUAGAGAGAGAGAAAGAGGUGCGGGGCGACCCGAGGUGGCGGUGGCAUUUCCACCGUCGAGAGCCUGCAAGAGAACAUCAUCGCCCGCGCGGUGACUUUGAUGCGCGUGGUUGUGCUCGUCAGAGGGGAGUGGAAUCCUAAGCGUGGGAAAAAAGGCAAGAGGUAGAUUCUUCUCCGGGGGACCCAAAACUGUUCGAAGCAUCUACGGCUUUUCCCGGUUGCACCAUGGCGCGGGAGAACGGAGACUCCGGGAAAUGCUCGUGGAAAAAGCAAGUUGAUGACAUCAAGAAGAUAUUUGAAUUCAAGGAGAUCCUCGGAACAGGUGCGUUCUCAGAGGUGGUGCUGGCCCAGGACAGGGCUACGGGGCACAUGUACGCGGUCAAGUGCAUUCCCAAGAAGGCCCUCAAGGGGAAAGAGAGCAGCAUCGAGAACGAGAUCGCCGUCCUCCGCAGGAUUAAACAUGAGAACAUUGUGGCACUGGAUGACAUAUAUGAGAGCUCCAACCAUCUGUACCUGAUCAUGCAGCUGGUAUCUGGGGGGGAGCUGUUCGACCGUAUUGUGGAGAAAGGCUUCUACACAGAGAAGGAUGCCAGUACACUUAUCAGACAAGUGCUGGAUGCAGUCAACUACCUCCAUAAGAUGGGCAUCGUGCACAGAGACCUGAAGCCUGAGAACCUGCUUUACUACAACUCUCAGGAUGGAUCGAAGAUCAUGAUCAGUGACUUUGGCCUGUCUAAGAUGGAGGGCACAGGUGACGUCAUGUCCACAGCCUGUGGUACCCCAGGAUAUGUGGCUCCAGAGGUGCUGGCACAGAAGCCAUACAGUAAGGCAGUGGACUGCUGGUCCAUCGGCGUCAUCGCCUACAUCUUGCUGUGUGGGUACCCCCCUUUCUACGAUGAGAAUGACUCCAAACUCUUUGAACAGAUUCUCAAAGCUGACUACGAGUUUGAUGCACCUUACUGGGAUGACAUAUCUGACUCUGCUAAAGACUUCAUUAGCUGUUUGAUGGAGAAGGACCCGGCCAAAAGAUACACAUGUGACCAAGCGCUUCGGCAUCCCUGCAUGAGCAGCAGCAUGAGCAGCAGCAUGGGCAGCAGCAUAGACGGCGCCGCCACCAACCCGACCCGAAGCCAAAGCCAAGCGCACAGCCAGAGCCAGAGCCAGAGCCAUACACCAAACCAGACGCCGCCGCUGCAGUCGCAGCAGGCCACACCAAACCAGACGCAGAUGCAGACGCCACUGGCGCAGACGAAGACGCCCGUCCAGAUGACACCAAACCAGAUGCCGCUGAACCAUGCCCACGGGCAGAGCCAGAACGCCGUACAUGUCAAGAGUCCCGUCCCGGACGCCACCUCUGUGCCCUGCAAGGACUGUCCCGCCCCUUCCUCUACCCCCUGCAGCCUGGCCUUGGCUGCUUCCUCCUCGGCCGCGGGAGUGGAGUCCUGCCGACCACGUCCUUCCACUGUCGCCACGGUGAUCACGGGGCCCAAGUGACGCCAGGUCCUGCGGGGAGAGAGCUGGGAGGCGACCGCGCUGUGAACGCACACACACCUUCGUCGCUGCCCAACCCACUCCCCGCCCUGCCGCGGAGAGGCAGAGGACUGUCUGAUUGCCAUAGCCUAUUGCACACACACACACACACACACACACACACACACACACACACACACACACACACACACACACACACACACACACACACACAUAUCCACCUGGACCUGCAUGCCAGAAGAGGGCAAAGCUCUCUCUCUCUCACACACACACACACGUUUCUUGGUGUUUUAUGCCCCCAAUGUUGUCUUCAAGGCAGCACUGCCUAGAAGGCACUAGGGUUAGGCA
Alosa alosa (allis shad) is the source of this 2211-nucleotide messenger RNA. RefSeq names its product calcium/calmodulin-dependent protein kinase type 1D-like. The transcript has 10 exons. Gene Ontology annotation, biological process: peptidyl-serine phosphorylation. The coding region runs from base 598 to 1866 and encodes 422 amino acids. Gene Ontology annotation, cellular component: intracellular anatomical structure; cytoplasm. The record is from RefSeq and is a predicted model, not a curated record. NCBI's taxonomy places the organism in Eukaryota, Metazoa, Chordata, Actinopteri, Clupeiformes, Clupeidae. Gene Ontology annotation, molecular function: ATP binding; calcium/calmodulin-dependent protein kinase activity; calmodulin binding.